UAUCGUCAGGAGGCGCACACGGAUAACACGGACACACAGGUAGUAAUCUCGUCGUGUAACAGUAAGCAACAAUGAGGCUGUUUCACACGAUUGCAUGCUUGGCUGUCUGCUGCUGCCCAGCGUUUGCGGCAAAGGCACGAUCGAAACACAUGGUUCGCGAACGUGUAGCAGAACAAGAGAUUUUCGCACAAACGGGGUCCGUAGAGGAAUCUCUGUUCCACAAACCCGAAUUCAAUGUGCUGCUGAAAAAUCGUUACCAAGAAACCGGUCUUAAGGAUUUUAUAUCUCGUCUUCUCGAGCAUCAUGGGGCCCUGGCGACCGGCAAACACGAUGCUGCCCAGAAGGCCCACCAGGAGCUACUCAACUUUCAUAACAGUCAAUACUUCGGAGAAAUCCAAGUUGGGACGCCUCCUGUUUCGUUUAUUGUGGUUUUUGAUACCGGAUCCUCAAACCUCUGGAUACCCGCAUCUGAGUGCAAACAAGGUGGUUGUGUGCCGCAUACCCGCUUUGAUCCAAAAACUUCCUCUACUUACCUACCGAUAAAUGCUGGUGCUGGGGAACCAGCCAUCGCCUUUAUCCAGUACGGGACAGGUGCAUGUGUUCUUCGGAUGGCGAAAGAUACGGUGUCCAUUGGAGGGAUACGAGUGCAAAAUCAAACCCUCGGCUUAGCCCUUCAGGAGUCCGUGCAUCCGUUCGCCGAUCUGCCGUUCGAUGGCCUCGUUGGCCUCGGUUUCCCUGAUGUCGCAGGAGAAGAAGGCCUUCCGCCCGACGCUCUUCCCCUCGUGGACUCAAUGAUGAAGCAAAAACUACUUAAAAGAAAUGCGUUCGCCGUAUAUAUGAGUGAAGAUUUGAAUCAGCCUGGAGAAAUAACGUUCGGCUCCGUAAACCCUCGACAUACGUUCGAAGGCCACAAACCCCAGUGGUUCCCCGUGAUAUCUCUGGACUACUGGGAAGUUGGAGUUCAUGGCCUACGCCUCAAUAGAAAGUCUCUAGGCUUUUGCGAACGCACUCGGUGCAAAGCGGCCGUGGACACGGGUUCAAGCUUGAUCACCGGCCCCUCGAAAGUGAUUAACCCUCUCCUAAAAUCGCUAAACGUGGCUGAAGACUGUUCAAACAAAGGCAAUCUCCCAACGGUCACAUUUAUUCUUGAGGACACUGCCGGACGUCUCGUUAAGUUCCCACUGAAACCAUCUGACUAUCUAGUCGAGGAAGUCGACUCUCAAGGAAGAUUGGUCACUUGCGUAGCUGGCUUCAUACCAAUGGAUGUUCCUGCUCCUCGUGGUCCUCUUUUCGUUCUUGGGAAUUCGUUUAUCAGGAAGUUCUACACAAUUUUUGAUCGGGAUCACAUGAUGGUUGGAUUCAUGAGAGCCAACCACAACGGAAGUGGCCCAUCAAUGAAAGAAUCAUCCGGGAGCUCAACCAGCAUCUAUUGGGCAGCACUGCUCGGCGUUAUGAGCUUGUGCGUCAGAGCGACCGUUUGAGACGGUUCCGCAUUCCAGAGAACCGAGAAACCGGCUUCAAGUGUUUCUCCCUGAAAACAAAACCGCAGUGGAGUUUUGCUGUCGUGUCGCCGGAGACGACUCUCAGAACAGCUCAGGAACCUAAACGGACAAAUGCACCUAAGUUUUGAUGGAAACAUGAACUGUGUCUUGAACUUACGUAUAGGUUAAACCGUUUCCGGUUCC
This is a messenger RNA of Toxoplasma gondii ME49, 1685 nucleotides long. RefSeq names its product aspartyl proteinase (eimepsin), putative. The transcript has 19 exons. Gene Ontology annotation, biological process: proteolysis. Gene Ontology annotation, molecular function: aspartic-type endopeptidase activity. The coding region runs from base 72 to 1481 and encodes 469 amino acids. The record is from RefSeq and is a predicted model, not a curated record. NCBI's taxonomy places the organism in Eukaryota, Apicomplexa, Conoidasida, Eucoccidiorida, Sarcocystidae.